AUGAACCUCAUUACAUCCCCGCCAGAUGUGUCAGACUUAGAGAGAUUCUGGAAGUUAGAAUCAUUAGGUAUCAGCCAUGAAAAAGACGAGGGAACUACUUCUGACUAUCUUACGACCUAUCAGAUGAACUCAAUUGAAUUCAAGGACGGUCAUUACUCAGCGAAGUUACCAUGGAAACGUGAGCAUCAACCAUUACCCGACAACUACAACAUCACAGUAAGACGAACAGAGAACACAAUCCGGCGACUUCGUCAAGACCCGGAUAUGUUGCAGAAAUACGGCAAGAUAAUUGCAGACCAAGAGAAACGAGGUUUCGUAGAAAGAGUUGUAGUUGACUAUACCCGGAACCAGAUACACUAUAUCCCACAUCACGCCGUGAAGAAAGAUUUAGCUACUACGCCUAUCCGAAUAGUAUUUGAUUGUAGCUGUCGACAGAACAAAGAUUCCCCUAGUCUGAACGACUGUUUAGAAUCUAAUCCCCCAGAACUCAACGACUUGACUGGUAUCCUUGUGAGAUUUUGCCUACAUAGAUUUGCCGUAUGCACCGAUAUUGAAAAAACGUUCCUGCACGUGCAACUAGACGAGAAAGACCGUGGCGUAACGAGAUUCCUGUGGUUGAGCGACAGCAACAAUCCAUAUAGCAGUUUGGUGACUUACAGGUUCAAAUCCGUUCUUUUUGGCGCUACUUGUUCACCAUUCAUUUUGAACGCGACACUUAUGAAACACCUCGAUAGAAAUGAACACGUCUGGGUGAGUGAAACCUUGAGGAAGGACUUGUAUGUGGACAAUGUUAUUUCCAGUUUUCCAGAUGAGGGUACCGUAGCAGACCACGUCCGUGAUACAUGUGAUCUAAUGUCGUCUGCUGGCUUAAAUUUACGUUCCUGGAACUCCUGCAGCAAUCGUCUGCGAGGUCUUGCUGAAGCCGAAGAUGUGCUUGACUCUGACAAGGUCACGAAGAUUCUUGGCAUGCGAUGGGAUCCUAUUACAGACCAGCUAUCCGUGGCACAAAAGAAAAUUCCUACGUUUGAUUCCAUGACAAAACGGUCCAUACUACAGCAAAGCUAUAUGACCCACUUGGUGUCUUCAGUCCAUUAA
Messenger RNA from Mercenaria mercenaria, 1095 nucleotides. RefSeq lists its product as uncharacterized. The transcript has a single exon. NCBI's taxonomy places the organism in Eukaryota, Metazoa, Mollusca, Bivalvia, Venerida, Veneridae. The record is from RefSeq and is a predicted model, not a curated record. Bases 1 to 1095 code for a protein of 364 amino acids.